This is a messenger RNA of Aspergillus pseudotamarii, 1070 nucleotides long. Its product is annotated as NAD(P)-dependent alcohol dehydrogenase. Lineage: Eukaryota; Fungi; Ascomycota; Eurotiomycetes; Eurotiales; Aspergillaceae. Gene Ontology annotation, molecular function: alcohol dehydrogenase (NADP+) activity; zinc ion binding. The transcript is spliced from 2 exons. The record is from RefSeq and is a predicted model, not a curated record. The coding region runs from base 78 to 1070 and encodes 330 amino acids. Gene Ontology annotation, biological process: alcohol metabolic process.
GCUUCUACUGCAUUGUUUAUAAAUGUGCGUCUUGAUUCGACCUCUUCCAUUGAACUUCUAACUUUUCACAACUCAAUAUGCCUGAGUUUACUGUUUUCAAAGGGUCCCCGAACGGAGAAAUCGUGGAAUGUCGGACCCGACGCCCUGAUCCCAGAGGAGAUGAAGUACUCGUUCGGGUUACGCAUUCUGGUCUUUGUGGAACCGAUGAACACUACCGGCACGCCGAUAUUGUCCUUGGACACGAAGGAGCAGGAUUGGUGAAAUCAGUUGGGUCCAAUGUCAUCUCAUUAAAGGUCCGUGAUCGUGUGGGUUGGGGGUAUGAGCAUGGGAGCUGUCGUCAAUGCAAGCAUUGUCUACGUGGAGAGGAACUGUACUAUGCUCAACGACGAAUUUAUGGGGAGUGUACGCCGGACCAAGGAUCCUUUGCUCACGCGGGUAUCUGGCCAGAGGACUUUCUCUACAAGAUACCAGAUGGAAUCUCCAAUGCAGAAGCCGCUCCUUUGAUGUGCGCUGGAAGUGCUGUGUUUUCUCCACUUCAAAAAUUCAAGGUUGCACCUACUGAACGCGUCGGUAUCCUCGGGGUCGGUGGUUUAGGCCACCUUGCGAUCCAGUUCGCUGCGAAAAUGGGCUGUCAAGUCGUGGUGCUAUCGGGAACAGAGACCAAAAAAGGGGAAGCGAUGGCGCUUGGAGCCAGUGAGUUCUAUGUUUUCAAGGACUAUAGCCCAACGAUGAAACCUCUGGAUCAUCUUCUGGUGACCUCAGCUCAACAGCCAAAAUGGGAGUUAAUCUGCCAGAUUAUGGCCCAUGGGGGCACUAUUUAUGCCCUCACUGUGGACAUGGAGGAAAUGAGAUUUCCAUAUCCGCAGCUGGUCAUGAAAGCAUUACGCAUUCAGGGCAGUCUACCGGCAGCUAGAGAAAGUCAGCGCGAAAUGUUGGAAUUUACUGCCCGCCACAAAAUCAAGCCUAUUACGAUGGUCUUUCCACUGAACCGGGAGGGGAUAGAAGAAGCGAUGGAAGUCCUUCGGCAAGGCAAAAUGAGAUACAGGGGUGUGCUUGCCCAUCGAAUGUGA